This is a messenger RNA of Colletotrichum destructivum, 1364 nucleotides long. RefSeq names its product Putative cutinase/acetylxylan esterase, alpha/Beta hydrolase. Bases 367 to 1212 code for a protein of 281 amino acids. The transcript is spliced from 4 exons. Gene Ontology annotation, molecular function: hydrolase activity. The record is from RefSeq and is a predicted model, not a curated record. NCBI's taxonomy places the organism in Eukaryota, Fungi, Ascomycota, Sordariomycetes, Glomerellales, Glomerellaceae.
CUUUCUUACACUGAGAAAGGCUGGCGGCAAUUGGUGUCGUGACGGAGUGGGAGCCGUUUCGAGAGCUCCUCGCCCGCUGUACAGAGUAGUCAGCGGGGAUUUCGUGCCGCAGGGAGAGGGAGAGCGAGAGGCUUGUCAUGGCACUUUGACUCUUGGCCACGCGGGCUCAAGGCUUGGUAAGUCGAGUCUGCGACGUCAUGCGCCGGUGAUCCUCGAUAAAUACCUCGGUCCGUCCCCCCCCUGGUGUUUCUUAUUGUUUGUUGUUUUUGUUCGUCGUCCUCCUCCCCGGCUAUCACUGUACUCAUCUCCCAUUUCUUGUUCCCGGCCGGCAGUUCACAACGUAUCACCCAGUCGAACAACAUCAAGAUGAGGACAAAGACUACUACCGCCGCCGCCGCCGCCGCCGUUGCCGGUCUCUUCGCCGCCACGGCCUCGGCGCAGAACUCGACGGCCACCUGCGCCACCGGCGUCCACCUCAUCGUGGCCCGCGGCAGCAACGAGGCGCCCGGGUCCGGCCGCAUCGGCAGCGUCGCCAACGGCGUCGUGGCCGCCAUCCCCGGUUCCCAGAUCGCGCCGAUCGACUACCCGGCCGCCUUUGACACCUACAACGGCUCGGUCGCCGCCGGCGACGAGGUCAUGAAGACGGCGCUGGUCCAGUACAGCUCGCGGUGCCCGGACUCCAAGGUCGCCCUACUGGGUUUCUCCCAGGGCGCGCAAGUCGCAGGCGAUGUAUUGUGCGGCGGCACCGAGGACGACGAGAGCGACCAGUUGGACCUGGACUUUGUCGAUACGACACCUGUGCCCUCGUCAGUCGUCGACCAGAGCGUCAUCGCCGUCAUCCUCUUCGGUGACCCGACGCACAACGCCAGCGCACCCUGGAACAGGGGCACCAGCACCCGCAACGGGCUCUUCCCCCGCGAGAACGUCACGGCCUGCGAGGCCUACGCCUCCAAGAUCGAGUCCUACUGCGACACUGGCGACAUCUACUGCGACGUCGGCAACAACACCAGCGUCCACGGGUCCUACUUUGCCAACUACACCGACGACGCUGUCGAGUUCAUCACCGCUCAGUUCAACGCGUCCAAGCACGCGGCCAACGGCUCGGCCACCCCCACCCCGACAGGCGUGCCGGUCUCCGGCGCCGCCGCCUCCGCCCCGGGCCUGUUGGCGUCCCUGGCCGGUCUGUCGAUGCUCGCGGCUUACAUGCUGUAAAGCUGGUGAACGGGGUACCCAUUGAGGGCGGGUGGUAAUACGGGGGUUAAAUGUGGUCUACUAGACACCUACAAUAAAUAGCUGUAGAUAUCUGCACAUAUUCGAUAAUGAAGAACCACGAUCCAAGACCGAACGAACGACAUCAACAACCG